GGCCCUCCAAGACAUAUAUCAGGCAACAGACAGUAACCAGAGGGUUACUACUGAAGGGUUGUCUCACUCCAGUCCGGAAGAGCUGCUGGCUGUGCAGGCUUUCAAUCCAGCUCUGUUGUACACCAGAUUCAAGUAUUCACUAUUAUGGUCUCCUCUCAGAACCAUAUUUAUCUGAAACAGAUGCUGUGGUGGGUACUUAUAUUUGUUCUAUUUCACACGUGUACAAGUGUGUUUUAUAAACGUGUGAAUUGGAAAGUUUUCUUUUUUGCAUAUCCCAACCCCCCCUGAGACACCCUCUGAGAGUUAGUCCAGGUCUGAACCCUGGACUAACUCCUGGAGAACCCUGGACCAGACCCUAGAGGACCCUGGACUAAGUCCUGGAGAACCCUGGACCAGACCCUAGAGGACCCUGGACUAUGUCCUGGAGAACCCUGGACCAGACCCUAGAGGACCCUGGACUAAGUCCUGGAGAACCCUGGACCAGACCCUAGAGAACCCUGGACCAGACCCUAGAGAACCCUGGACCAGACCCUAGAGGACCCUGGACUAUGUCCUGAAGAACCCUGGACCAGACCCUGGAUGGUACCCACCACCACUCUGACCCUGGAUGGUACCCACUACUGCAGUAAUAAACAUAGUGAAUCCAGGCCGGGUAUGGUUGACCUCGGGGGGUCAUGGUCCUCGCCACAAAGUCCCAUGAUGUAGAGCGCUGCCUGCCAGGGCUGAUCAGCCACUUUCUGAGACGAAAGAUACAAAAAGGACAUUGAAGAAGAGGCAGACAAUAAGGGCCAAUCGGUGGAGGGCCAUAAAAAGGAUAGACGCACACAGACAGCCAACAACCCUGGACACAGACAGCCAACAACCCUGGACACAGACAGCCAACAACCCUGGACACAGACAGCAACCAACAGUUGUGGUGCAUUUAGGAGGACUGUGCUAUCCCAGGCUUCUCCUUGAUGCUGUACACUUUAGCAGGAGGGGGUACACUCUGUGGGGUGGCCGCCCUCGUGCUCCUCAUCGUGUCCACGGCAACCGACUUCUGGAUGCAGUACCGCUACUCGGGAGCGUCGGCCAAUCAGGGCCUCUGGAGGUUUUGCAUCAAUCACAAGUGCCACGCCCACACCAUCACUGUGGCCUUCUGGGAUGCGACAAGGGCCUUCAUGUUGCUGUCUGUGCUGAGCUGCUUUGCUGGCGUAUUACUGGGCCUGAGUGCCUUCGGCAACGGCACCAAGAGCAGGAGGGUUCGGACUGGGGGCUUCGCUCUGCUCCUGUCAGGUUUCCUAGCUCUGUUAGCUCUGGCCAUCUACACUGGCGUGACGGUCAACUUCUUUGGCAAGCGCUUCCUUGAUUGGCGCUUUUCCUGGUCCUACAUCGUAGCUUGGGUGGCCAUCAUCUUAUCUUUCGCUGCUGGUGGGUUUCACCUCUGUGCCUAUCAGAAGAACAUUGCCGAACCGCCUCCUACCAAUGUUGAAGAAAGCUAAAUGGGAAGUAAUCGUUUACCUGCACACUAAAGAAACAGCUACCAACCACUCGUCUUUACUAUUGUCACUGAUGGCGAUGUGACAGCAGCUGUGGAAACAACAUGUCCGGCAAAAUCUGCUGAACAGAAUAAAUAGGACUGUUUGACUCCAGCUUGGUCUCUAGUUCACUGCUUAGUCUUUUAAUCUUUUAAUCUGUUUUCUGGUGAAGCUAUGUACGGAAUGUUCUAAUUGUUUAAACAAAUGCUAAUUGACCACCUUUGUUCUUAACUGACUUGCCUAGUUAAAUAAAGGUAAAAUAAAAAAUCUAA
Messenger RNA from Oncorhynchus nerka (sockeye salmon), 1789 nucleotides. It is a transcript of the gene lim2.2, whose product is annotated as lens intrinsic membrane protein 2.2. Gene Ontology annotation, molecular function: structural constituent of eye lens. NCBI's taxonomy places the organism in Eukaryota, Metazoa, Chordata, Actinopteri, Salmoniformes, Salmonidae. The record is from RefSeq and is a predicted model, not a curated record. The transcript is spliced from 6 exons. Gene Ontology annotation, cellular component: plasma membrane. Bases 957 to 1481 code for a protein of 174 amino acids.